GCUUGUCUUACUGGAAGAGAGAAAAUUCUUUUCCUUGGCUUUGAUUCUCAUGCUUUUGCAAACUCGCCACUCUACAUAUGUGGAAGCGACGGGGGUCUCGAAUCGACAUUUUCUGUCGGAUAUAGUGGGUUUUCUUGACUUUUUGCCACUUCGUUAUCGUAUCUCUUGUCAACUUUUUUUCGUUGCACUUGGCUGCGAAGCAUGCGGGGUCACACUGCCGGAAUUGGCUCUCCCAUCGACCAGCCACAUCAAGCACGUCGUUGACUUGGGGAAAAAAUUUCACCUAUUUCUGCUGCAACCAAGAGGGCAGAUACGGAGGGUGCGCAAAUCCGAGACAGCCAAACGCGGCAAUGUCUAGUAGGUAAACGCCCAGAGUUGUUGAAACGGCGCCCCCGAUUGCGGACCCCAAAGAAUAGCCUUCCGUACGUCGGUUCGAUCCAGGAAAACCUUAGUGGAGCCACGAGAAGGGAAGAUGGAUUUACUUGCGUUUCGAGGCCAGCCCUGGCGGGCGUACACGGUGAACACAGCGGAAAACAACCGUUUUGACGCGUACGAUCUGCCGCGGAGUUUCCCCCUGGUUCGCUACCGAGCCCCGCCGAGUUCACCUGUGCCGGUGGUUCCGCCAAGACCCCCUUGGAUACCUUAUCCGCCGUUCUUGGCUUCUCAAGCUCACCCGCACGCGAGGCCGCCGCCUGCAUCUUUACCAGAAGAUGUCAUUCGAUCGCUUUUGUAUGGCACAAAAAGCACCGUGGUUCCGUCCACGCGGAUCUAUCAAGCGUUCAUUCACGGAUCCAGCUCUCCGCCGGACGACAUAUACCUUUAUCCUACGCGGCCACGGCAAACCCACACGACGCGCGAAUUCCAGUACGCUGUUUCGUUUUUCGAACGACCGCGUUUACAGAGAUGGCUAAUGCAACCCACUCAGACAAUUUGGGUCGCUCGUUGGAAGCGCAUCAUUGGUGGACUCCUCAUUGUCAUCGCGCUUGUUCUGCUUGGGGUCUUCAAGUCCCGCCCGCUGCGUCGUCGCAUCGCGCGCUUCCUCCACAAAUUUCGUUGGUUUCUCAGUCGGAUCAUCGCGGGUGUCAGGCAGCAAACCCCAACUGCUGUUUUCGCAGCUCUUCCCUCGGCAACCGAGUCAGAUGCCGCGCCAGACAAACCAGACAGGACAGGGGAACAGAGAGGACCGCUGUUCGACGCUGAAGACGCUUCCUCGUCGAGUUCCGAGGGAACGACCGAUCCAGAUGAAAAUCGGUCGCCGCUGCACCAGCGACAAUUGAAGGACUCCAACCGAGGUGCAUGUACGCCUGAAACGCUCGCACACACGGGUGCAGAGAAACGUGGACACCAUCGAGUGGAAAGUCCGGCGAUUGUAAAUAGCUCCUCGAUGCCCCAUUCAAAGGAGGCUUUUUUUGGAGAGUCGCCCUUGUUGGAAACGGUGAAGUUGCCGGCAGACAGGACUGGAUCCAAGGCAGAACGUUCCACCCAGAAGACCGCAGGAGGGCAUCGCCAAGUGGCAUCCGGGGUGCCGAAAGUGGCGGAAUCGCAGAAGCAAGCGGACGGCAAGUCGGCCGCAGAAAACGGCGAGCACAAGCACCAUCUGCGAUCCUUUUUCGAGAGAUUUCCUUACUUUAUUCCUUCGUCGUCAUCAGACACCAGCGAAGGCAGCCAGAGUGCCAGGGGACCGUUGGGAAGUCGACCGCAAACGCACAGCCAUUACGGGAUUCCUGGAUUUCGGAAAAAGGGAAGCAAGAAGGCGCUGUCUGCCUCUGCGUCUCUACACGAAGCAUUGUGCGAUUUGUCUCUUCUGAUUCAAGGAGCCGAGCAGUCGUCCCCCACAGAGCCGGUCAACACCAGCAUCCCCUGUUGCUUUAGUUUCCCGUCGCUCGCGUCGGCGAUGCAUUCGCCUGCAGAACUCGAUGUCCCCAGGUUUGUCGAGGACGGUCCCCUGCGAGACAACGAGAGCGAGCAACGCGACGACUACAUCCGGCCAUCGGACUCCGCGCCCUCUUUCUCGUCUUCGUUUCGAGACGGAGACCAGACCGCGCACUCGGGGAAACGACGGAGAAGCCUGGCUGAACGAUUCCCUCGAGCUUUCGCUGCACGCACGGCCAGUUUCCACGGAGACGGCAAACCAGGAACUGCUUUAAGGUGGGUGAUUGCUUCUCCCGACGACCAGGGAAGCCUUGAAAAGCAAGGACGCGCGCCGCCCUUCACUCGAAAGCUGUCGGAAACCAACGCAGGCAGAAACAAACGCACUUCCCUCCCUUCAGCCGAGAACAGAUGUGAGUCUCAGGGUGUCCCGACACCACCACCCAUACCACCCGGGGGAAAACAUCCCGGCACCGCUUCGCCGUCGACGUCACCUUCGAUGGUUUCGGCCUCUUCGACAACGUCGUGCACUCCGCCCUCGUCUUCGCGGCCUCAUGUUUCUCAGCCUCGUGCCUCCGGGUCUCCCAUGGUGUACAUAACGUUUCGCUCGGGUGUACACGCUCCCCGAGACGGCGCGUUGUCGUCGCUCCGUUCUGCCUCUUCGCAGCUCCGAAAGUGGGUGGAAACGCUGCUCGACUUCUUUCGCGCUUGGCUCCGUCCCUCUGGAGCCGCAGACGGCGAUGCGGAAGGAGGCGCAGAGGGGCGCAGCGACACCACUGGGGAGCCUGUUAGUUACGGAAGAGAGCCGGGAGAGGAGGGAGAACAAGCGAGCUCCCAAGCGAGUUUAACAGCUCUUUCGGGCCGCGAAUUGGAAGCCAAGAAGCAACGCGCUUCGCUCUGUCAACAGUUUCUUCGCCUGCUGCGUUUGGCGCUUCCCAGGGAGAAACUUUUGUCUUCAGAGGGAUUCUAUCUGUUCAUCCUUCUCUCGACUCUGAUCAGUCGCACUUUCCUCUCGAUUUGGAUUGCGUCUGUGAACGGCCGAGUCGUCGAAGGGAUCAUCCGCCAAGACGGCAAAAAGUUUCUGCGAGGUCUCAGUCUCCUCGUCGCCUACGCUCUCCCGGCAGCGCUCGUGAAUGCGGCCAUUCAGUUCUCCGAAAAGAGUCUGGGCGUUCUGCUCAGAAAGAACUUAACCGACACUUUGGUCAAGAAAUACCUUAGCGGCCUCACGUUCUACCAGAUGGUUGCUCUCGACGCGCGUGUGAGCCAUCCAGACGAGCUGCUGGCGAACACUACUUCCAGCUUCAGCAUGCUCGUCGCCUCUCUGUUCUCGUCCUUUCUCAAACCGACUGUCGACAUCGUAUUCCUCACGCGAUCGAUUCUGCGGCACCUCGGCGUAAAGGCGCCGCUCUUUCUGGGUCUCUGGUAUCUCCUCACGGCGGGAGUUCUCCACUGGGCUUCUCCUCCAAUUGGGAGGAAAACGGCGAGGAUGCACGAAUUAGAUGCAAAGUACAGAGCUCUGCAUUCCGACCUUCUUCAUCACAGCGAAGAAAUUGCGUUCUACGGAGGAGGGAAGGCUGCGUCACGCCGUCUGGAACGGGCAUUCGAGACAGCUUGUGUGUAUCGACAGCACAUUUUUUUCAUUUAUCACUUCCUCAUGGGGACGCUCGAUAUGCUCUUUGCCAAGCAUAUGUCGGUGGUCAUGGGCUAUGCGGUCGUCGCCAUUCCUGCAUUUCGAGAGAAGAUUGAGGCGUUCUUUUCUAGACGAGUGUCGCGGCCCGAGCUGCUGGACAUGACUGACUAUGCCCAAGUUUUCGUUGCUGAAGAGGCUGCAAAGAAACUGGGGAGGAAACGCUUUUCAGAGGAAAUCGAACGGCGGGGUGUCCUCGCUCGAAUCCCCAGCCGAGCUGCCCAGAAAGAAGACAUUGCGCAUGCGUAUGUUCGAAACAGUACGCUCCUGAUCAACCUGGCGAAAGCGGUGGGGAGGAUCGUCCUCGCGUACAAAGAGGUUCAGCAACUUGGAGGCUACACAGAAAGGCUCUUCCAGUUCCUCCAAGUCGUCGAAGAUCUGCAGAGCGGUGUCUACUGCCCCAGAGUCGCCUUGACCGACGAUUCCAUCGAUCGAGAAACGCAUUCACUCGCGUCCUCUGGCAGACUCGUGACGGAAAGUAACUUAAAGGCCGUCGAAUUUCGGGACGUGGCUGUCGUGACACCUGGAGGGCACGUCCUUCUACAGCAUCUCUCAUUUUCCAUUCAAACAGGAAAAAACGUCUUUCUCUUGGGUCCCAAUGGAUGCGGGAAGACUUCUCUUUUCCGGAUCCUAGGUGGAUUGUGGCCUCUGGUAGAAGGCGAGGUCAGGAAGCCGAAGGCGUCGAAGCUGUUCUACAUUCCUCAGAGGCCCUACAUGCCGGAAGGAACUCUUCGUGACCAGGUGCUUUAUCCCAUGACCUACGAAGACUUUUUGGCGCGACCGACAAAGGCGAACGACGCGCAUCUCGAGGUCCUUUUGCGGCUCGUCGGUCUCGGCCAUCUUCUCGAACGGUUCACAGAAACCUGGGAGGCAUGGAGAGACUGGAGUGGGGUACUCAGUGGCGGCGAGAAGCAGCGCAUGGCCUUUGCGCGUCUCUUCUUUCACCAACCUGUCUUUGCGAUUUUGGAUGAGGCGACGAGCGCGGUGUCCGUGGACAUGGAGAGCACUUUGUAUCGCUUGUGUCGAGAAAAGAAGAUCACGCUGAUCACGAUCUCGCACAACCUCAGCUUGCUGAAGUACCAUGAGUCUCUGCUCCGCAUUUUCCCCGCCGUCGAAGCCGGCCAAGGUCCUACUGGCCAGCAGUGGACGUUCGAGCCGACGGAGGGGCUUCGGCGUCUAGACAGUUACUCAUUUCUCCUGAACUUGGCCGACAAAAACCUGCCGAGGCGCAGAGUGCAUGCGUCCGAAAAGAGACGAGAACACCGCGACGCCGCAGGCGAGAGAGGCAGAGACCGGAAUCUGCUCAUGUGCCAUGCCGGAGGCUUGACGACGGGAGCAGGAGAAGACGAGAAGGAAGCGCGGAACGAAGACCUCACGGAAGACGCGCGGGAGAGGGAAGGCGAUGGAGCGGUCGCAGGAAGAGGACGAGCCAGGCCUGAGACAACAGGCGAUCGGGGGAGCGUAGCUGCACCCAGAAAACAGAAACAUGUCCUUCAGCGAGAACACAACCAGACCUCCUAUCACUUGACACCCGUGGAUGCUGACUCUUCUUCUUGCGCUGCUCGUUUGGCACCGCCCUUAGCUGUCAACGAGAUGCAGCCUGCGAGGUUCUCGGAUUCGUCGCUCUCUCCUGCCGAGACAGACGGACCCAGUCAUACUCCUGAGGUCGGAGGCGCAGCAGGCGAAGGGUGGAGGCCGUGGGGAGUGUCUGAGUCUGUCCGCGGGAGAGAUGAGGAGGCGCGUUUGGAGAGGGACGCUCUUUUGAUGGAAGCUGAGGUCGAGGGCGGUGCGGUCGUCGUCAUCCAAGAAAGCUUUCCAGACUUGGAAGAAGAGGAACCGCUGCCCACAUGUUUGUUUCCUUUUCCCCUUACUGGGCCGCGCGCGGAGCGUUCGCGUUCCGCAGACGUCAGCGACUUGCGUCCGUCCAGGCAAGGAGUUCUGUGGACUCCAAGGGUCGCUCCGCGCUCGAAGCUGGAGGACAGAGAAGAUGAGAAACGCGGACGCGUUAUAGGCAGCGCGCGUUUCCACGCAGAAAAGGACAACGAGCUUCUGAAUCCCCAGUCAACUGGCCGGAGCGAACGGGAGGGAGCGGAGAGAACUGCGGGAGGCAGCCAGAGCGAAAGGAGGCUUCUGGCCGAUGCUUCUCACUCUUCGUUCAAGUCUGUUGACUCACAAGAGAAAGUCGACGAAACCCUCAGCCCAGCGCUCUCGGGUGGACAUCCACUGCUGGUCGUGACUGGCAAGGUUGCAGACGAGGCCGCCUCGGUAAACGGCGUUGCGCGUACAGAGAGUGCAGACCUUGAGGGGGGAAGACCGUCGAUGGAGAGACACAACGCUCUGCUGUUUCCUCCCUUUUUCACCGCCUUGCCUGCCCCGCGCUUUCAGGCGGGACACGGCGAUUCGGCUUAUAUUCGGAGAAGACAUAGCGGCCCCGUAGACGGUCGCCUCCCGCUCUCAGCUGCGCGCAUUGGAGCUGCAGCAGCGGAGGCGACAGUCAUUUGUCUCCAGCAGGCGAGGGAAAAACAGAACCGAAUCGAGGAAGGUCGGAAACAAAGUGGACAGGGGAGCCACUGAACAGCGAGAGUACAGAAGAUAAGAAGAGAGAGAGGGCAAUACAGAAAGCAGGGAUGAGCAGAAGACAGAAAGGCCAGGUACAAGAACGCAGGAGGGAAUCCAAGGAAACAGAAGACAUCGACGAGGAAGUUGCAGAGUGUGGAGGCCUCUUGCGGCAUUCUACAUGCAUUUGACUUGUUCCGUCCAGGGUGGCAGUUGGCUUCAGUUGAUGGAAGGGGAGGUUUCCUCGAAAGUGACUUCGAAGUCGAAAAAAGUAUAGUCACGUCCUCACCGUUCAUCUUUUUUUCUUCAGAGAACUCUGGCUGCGUGAGUGUUGCAUGUGUAUGGCGACUUCAUGCGGAAAAAACGCGAAUUUCCUUUAGAUCGAGGCAGACCACCCGCGUCCACUAACGUGAGACACACAAACUGCGCCAUGAGAUUGACUUCAAAAGGCGCCUCACUGCAUGCAACAGGGUAAAAACCCUCUGCAUGCGCAUGCGCUUCUGUGUGCGUCUCUGUACAUGUGU
Toxoplasma gondii ME49 is the source of this 6636-nucleotide messenger RNA. RefSeq names its product ABC transporter, ATP-binding domain-containing protein. Gene Ontology annotation, cellular component: peroxisomal membrane. The transcript has 9 exons. Gene Ontology annotation, molecular function: ATP hydrolysis activity; ATP binding; long-chain fatty acid transmembrane transporter activity. Gene Ontology annotation, biological process: peroxisome organization; fatty acid beta-oxidation; long-chain fatty acid import into peroxisome. The coding region runs from base 473 to 6130 and encodes 1885 amino acids. NCBI's taxonomy places the organism in Eukaryota, Apicomplexa, Conoidasida, Eucoccidiorida, Sarcocystidae. The record is from RefSeq and is a predicted model, not a curated record.